UACAGUAUGAGGUUCUUCAAAAAAGGAGUGUACAGAUUUUCAAAGGGUUGGCAACGCGCAUGUAACACCUCUGGAGUUGCAGGCGUCCAUAGGCUACGAUGACUGCUUACCAUCAGGCGGGCCGUAUGCUUGUUUGCCACCGUCGUGGUAUAAAAAAAAAGAAACAAGUUUUGAAAAUGUAUAAAAUUAAAUGCAUGUAUUAAAAUAAAUAUUUUCAGAACUAGAAUUCGGGAUAUCACAAAAAGGAAGGAGGCUUAUCAAAAUUGGCGACUUUAUAUUCUACAGGCAACGUGCUCAAGGGGGAAAGGUCAGAUGGUGGUGUCAGAAGGUCAUGCAUGGGUGCAAGGCGGCCAUUUACACCAUAGAUAAUACUAUAGUGAGACGCGUUGGAGACCAUAAUCAUGUAGCUAACGUUAAAAUUACCAAAAAUCAGCAUGCAUUAUAUUAUAGGUAAUUUUAAUUAUAUGUAUGUAUGUCUAAAUUAUUUUUGCAAAGUUAUGAUAAGAGUAGGUAACCAAUGCGUACUUUUGAAUAUUCACCACGAUAUACUCUACUAGACUAGAUAAUACUUAUUUAUAUUGAACUUAAGAAAGUAGUAGGUUAAGGCUGUAGACGGUGAAGUAUAUUUGGUAUUAAAAUGACUUAAAACAUUGUGUUUUAUUCUUAGGUAAUUCUGUACUAGUUGAAUACCGCAUCCCAUACUUAUUAAAAAUUUGCCUAAUAACGCCAUCUAUUGGCGCAUUUUUGCAACAUGAGACGCUAUCACCUCGAACUCGACAAACCUGUGAAACGGAACGCAAUGCUUAAGAAAAAAAACUAACCUAACGUCAACCUGACAGGUUCUGUUGCGUCACAUACGCAUUUAUUUUUGUGUUUUCUUUUUCCCUCCUAUUUUGUUUAUUAUCAUUACAAUUUAUUCCUAAACUGUAACAUCGGUGGAUGAUAAUGCAAUGCUACUCCGCGUAUAAACUAGCAAAAAAUAUACUUAACCUUGAAGCGAUUGUGUUAACUCAAAUCAACUGUUUACAAUUCCAAGAUACGAAAACAUUACAUUUUUCCUAGUUUCUGCCUUGAUUUUAAAUAAACCCGUGCUAGUUUUCACUCGUUUUAGUUGUCCUUUCUGCGAAUUUCAUUCGCAUAAUUGUUUGAUCGUUCCAGGCGAAGAUUUGGUGCAAUGCGUCCCCACAAGGAAAGGCCACCAGAUUCUCUAUAAAGGUUACACAUAUGUGUUCAAAAGUAGGCUGCAGUGCGGUGCAGAGCAGUGGUGCUGCUCGUACCGGCAGAAAACAGGUUGUAUAUCCGUGAUAAACAUGCAAGUGUGCGGUGUUGAGGUUGUCAGAGAUUUCCACAACCAUAAGAAGCCUAUGUUCUCCGAUAGUAUGUAAAAUAGAUAAAAAAAUGGAUAGUGGACUCAUUUGAUGUAGUGUUGAUAUAUAUAAUCAAGAGAGGCUAGAUUACAAUUUUAAUGCUUUAUAUAUUAUGUGCAUUAUUGUUAUAGGGCUGGGCCUUUUAGGUUUUCAGCUGCUGUACUUUUAUGUAACUAGUUAUGUAUGUGAAAAAUCCUUAAAGCAUAAAUGAGAAUGGAACAUUAUUGCUUUCCAACUUGUGGAAUCUUAAAACCUUUUCUGUGAUAGUAACACACAUGAUCUGUUAAUUACAUAAAAUUAAGGCAGUUGUCAUCAUUUUAUUUACAUGCCUGGUUAAAUGGGUAACACUUCGCAGAUUUUAUUAGUCACAGGUUCAGUUACAUGUGUUUCCUGACGUUGUAUGAAUUGCCCAAUAAGGAAGCAGAGACAUGGCCUUAUUUUGUUACUCUAAUAAAUAAUAAACCAAAGUGACUGGAACAAUAUUACUAAAAAGAGAUGCUCUCCAGAUAGAUUUUCGUACAUUAACCCCCCUGUUGCUAUCUUUAUUGCAUGCACAUAAUUAUAUUGCUGUUAAUCUUGCACAGUGACAUUGACAACCUGCUUAAUGGGCGGUACAGCAAUAUAAUUAUGCGUGUGCAAGAGAGAAGCAACCCUGCCUGUUGCUUCUCAAUGUACGAUAAUCUAUCUAGGAAGUGGAGCUUUAGCUCACACUAUACGAGAGAUGACACACUAUAAAGAUGGUUGACUCUAGGGUAGAUGGCCUUGCCCGAUCGAAAUGAGAUAACAACCCAGAACCCAGAAGAACUGCCUGAAUGGGUGUCAAUAUAUUUUCUGAAGAAGGAUAACAAUGCCCAACGAUGCAACAUAUGCGAGACAGUGGUCCAAGCUUCAGAGAAGUCCCUGGAUCUCCUAGACCAUUUAAAAAGAAGUCAUGCGGAAGUAAUAGAAUUACACAAAAACCCGGAUUCAACAGUGGGGUUUCGCAUAGAGUUCCUUCAGUUAAAUGUUCUCAAUGAAGACGGUGCGGAGAAGACUCAGCCGGUGAUCUUGGGUGAGGUCUGCGAAGGGCCUACAGAGGAGGUUGUUAGCGAAAAGACCAUCACUCUGUCGGACUGUGAACCAACAAAUGUUCAGUAUGUCCUCAUCCCAAGGAAGAGGAAAUAUAAAAGUGAUCAUGAGUCCCGGAAACGCAGCUGGGUGUGGAAAUACUUCGACAAGUUGAGCACCAUCAUCUUCCGCUGUAACAUCUGCAACGUCGUGCUGUCUAUCAAGGGUUGCAACACCAACAAUAUGAACCGCCACGUCCGUACUCGCCAUCCGAACAUCUACCAAGUCGAAGUGGGGGGCAAGGGGGAAGUGGACUCUAUCCUGGACCUUCGAGAAGUGGAGACACCCUACGCUGUGAAGACAGAAGAAAUCACAGACAAGGACUAUGAUGACGGGAGUGUUGUAGAGAGCCCCGACAAGAAGGCCCACCGAAGCUGGGUAUGGUCCUACUUCAAGAAGCUGAGCGGAACUCAGGCCCAGUGCAAACUGUGCAACCGAAACAUUUCUCACGGCGGCAACGCCACCGGCAACAUGAACAGACACAUCAAGAUGAUACACAAGGAGGUUUACACUAAGGUUGCAGACGAAAACAGCUGGGUCUGGAAAGUGUUCGAAAGCGACGAAGACGAGUUCUACUCCUGCAAGAUCUGCCAGUUCAAGUGCACCAAAUACGCCAACAUCGACAAGUCUGUCCUCUGCAUCCUCAAGCAUUUGAAGGCGGACCACGGCGUGGUGUCUGGCGACCAGAUUAUUACUAGUGUGGAUUGUGACACCGAGCAUCAUUGAUUGUGGACUCUCAUAGAAGUGACGUAAGGUUGAUUUUGUGACGGAAAUUAUCUGGACGCCUUGACUGCAAGUAUGAUUUUAGAUUCUUUUGCGACACUAAGCCGCAUUAAUGGUGGACUUUAUUCGCAGCUAUGUAAGGUUUGAUUUAAUGUGAUACAUCUGAACUUUUCGCCUGACGAUUUAGGAUGUCAUAUGAAAUAUCUCUAGUAUUAGCCGCAAGCCGUCUAGGCGCUUCAUCGAACACGAUUUUAGUUUCUGUUUGCAUUGGCCAUUGAGUUAAAAGUUCAAGUUUGCAAAGAUAAGAUUAGCCAAUUAAAUUAAAGUAAUUGACAAGAGAAUUCUCUGCAUCUUGAAGCACUUAAAGGCAUGGAAUGGUGUCUGGCGACCAGAUUAUAACUAGCGUGGAUUGUGACACUGAGCCGCAUUGAUUAUGGACUUUAUUUACAUUUAUGAAAGGUUUGAUUUAAUGUGAAACAUCUACACGCAAGGCGUUUAAAUGCUUUAGUGAAAACAUGAUUGUAAAAUCUAUUUGCAUGGAUUCAAGUUCAAUUUUGUUUGCAAACGUAAGAUUGCAAAUUCAAGUCAUUGAUAAGUCUGUCGUCUGCAUCCUCAAGCAUUUGAAGGCAGACCAUGUGGUGGUGUCUGGCGACCACAUUAUAACUACCGUGGAUUGUGAUACUGAGCCGCAUUGAUUAUAGACUUUAUUUACAUUUAUGAAAGGUUUGAUUUAAUGUGAAACAUCUAUACGCGGCGUUUAAAUGCUUUAGUGAAAACAUGAUUGCAAAUUCUAUUUGUAUUGAUUAAAUUUCAAUUUUACGCCAACAUUGACAAGCGGGAUUUGGACACUGGGCCACAUUGAUUGUGGAUUCUGUUAGAAGUGACGCAAGGUUGAUUUUGUAAUGUACAUUAUCAGGGCGCCUUGACGGCAUUACUUUACGCCGCGGACUGGACGCACGCAGCGCCGUUUCGCAAAACAGUCUCAUUCAAGUCUAUUUUUUGUUCGUGCCUCUCGAAACCGGGCCCCGCUCGUCGCGCUGGGGCCCCGUGCGUCCAGCCUUAUAUCGAAGCUCGUGCCCGUUCUUCAACUAGAUAGAAGAUAAGAUGUACUCGAAUUGAUCUCUUAUGGCAGUGACGAAGGGUUUAAUUUUCAAUGGUUUCAAUUAAAUUUAAAAUGUUAAUCACUUGUACGAAGAUAAUUAAUUUUCGGAAUUAUUGAUGUUGGAUUAACACAUUCACUGCCAAGAACACGUAUGCGUGUUAAUUUUGUACUGGAAACGGAACGCCCGACGCCGAAAGUGUUAAAGAAUACUUUCUGUUGCAAACUUAACUGAAGAAUUCAAUUUAAUAGUCAUGCACACGUAAGUAACUUUGAUCUUUAAAGUUAACAACAUCAGUUUUUGAGUGCAUUCUUCAAAAUGAACAUGCUACUGGAGGCCGCAUUUGUUUUAACUUUAAAUUACAAAACGUUAAUAUUUGAUUAGUUAAAAUUCAUUAUAAUAUUUAUUUACUACAGAACGGUAGCGAGUUUUAGUUUUUGUUCUUAGCAAGUAUUUUUUAUUUAUAACUUAAAUAAUUUUUAAAUAUAAUUCUAUAGGGUAAUUUUGUUUGUACAAUAUAAGAUUUUAGUAAUAUAUAGGGUUAAAGGUCAACUUUCUUUUAUCUGAAUAAGUUGUAUAUUUUACAGAAUAUUAAUAAAACUCUAUCGCUUGA
Cydia pomonella (codling moth) is the source of this 4910-nucleotide messenger RNA. RefSeq lists its product as uncharacterized. Lineage: Eukaryota; Metazoa; Arthropoda; Insecta; Lepidoptera; Tortricidae. The record is from RefSeq and is a predicted model, not a curated record. The transcript is spliced from 6 exons. Bases 2124 to 3200 code for a protein of 358 amino acids. Gene Ontology annotation, molecular function: DNA binding.